This is a messenger RNA of Zygosaccharomyces rouxii, 2562 nucleotides long. It is a transcript of the gene NIC96, whose product is annotated as linker nucleoporin NIC96. Gene Ontology annotation, molecular function: structural constituent of nuclear pore. The record is from RefSeq and is a predicted model, not a curated record. Gene Ontology annotation, cellular component: nuclear pore. Lineage: Eukaryota; Fungi; Ascomycota; Saccharomycetes; Saccharomycetales; Saccharomycetaceae. The coding region runs from base 1 to 2562 and encodes 853 amino acids. The transcript has a single exon. Gene Ontology annotation, biological process: poly(A)+ mRNA export from nucleus; protein import into nucleus.
AUGAGUUUGAAGGUGGAUUCAAUGUCUUCCAAGACUAAUAAGACUCAGGAUGUGUCUUUGAAAGGAUCUGCAAAGGUACUAAACGAGUUAAUUGAGACCUCUAAAAAUCUACCUACUACUUCUUCAGAAUUAGGUUCGAUCCAGUUGAGUGUGAAUGAAAUUAGGAAGAGAACUCAUGAUUUAAGACAAAAGAAAGAUAUUAGCUCAGAUCAUACAAAGGCUCACUACCUCUUAGCUGGAAGUGGAUUAGCUAUUGAAGAUGUGGACCUUUCAUUGAAAAAUUUACAAUCCAAGCAAUUGUUAGAACAGCCGGUUUCUAAGAAGCAAGUCGAAGGUGAACUGGAUACUUAUUUGGAGACUAAGAAGGAUGAAAACAUCCUUUCCUCUAUUGAAAAUCUUUUAUCAGUGGCGGCCAAAGAUUUCGACAAUUUUGUAAACCAAAAUUUAAGUUUAGAUUGGGAUCAACGUAAAGAAGAAGUUCGUGAAAAUUUUGGUAUUCUCAUUCAAGGUAAGAACCAUACAGAUUCUACAAAGAAUGUGGCACCUUUGAAUCCCAAGUUACCCACUUGGGGUAAUCAAGGCUCUAGUAUCUUGAACAGUGGAGAGACGAGGUUAAACGUCAACGAAAAUUAUGCCGUUAGAGAAAAAUUCGAAAAAUAUGCCAAGAUAAUUUACCGUUUCAACAAUGCUAGACAAGCCAAUCAAGACUUUCCGCUUUUGAAGGAAUUGUCACAGGCGCUUGCCAAUGGAGGAGACUUGAAAAAUCGGCAAUUAUUGGAAAGUUCUAAAAUUUUAGAGGGUUUAAAAUCAAAUUCUGAUGUGGUGCAAAAUGCUAAGAGCUAUUUGCAAAAUCAAUUUUUAGAAUAUGUGGAUCAUCUUUACAAAAAGAAUCUAAGCGAAGGAUUACCAACAAACAUUAACAAGAUAAAAUCCUUUAUCGAUUCUAAGCUGAAGAACCCAAAUAAUACAUGGAAGUUUAACAACUUGACCUUUAUUAAUGGUACACCUAUCUGGGCUCUGAUAUUCUAUCUCUUGAGGGCUGGACUGUUACAAGAGGCAUUAGAAGUCGCCGUAAAUAAUAAGGCAAGCUUCAAGAAAGUCGAGCAAUCGUUUUUGACUUAUCUGAAGGCUUAUGUGUCCUCUAAAGAUCAUACUCUUCCUGUGGAGUUUUCUGCUAGGUUGCAUACCGAAUACAGCCAGCACAUCAAAAGCUCUCUAGACGGAGAUCCAUUCAGAUUGGCAGUUUACAAAAUUAUUGGAAGAUGCGAUUUGACAAGAAGAAACAUUUCUUUUAUCACUCUUAGCGUUGAAGACUGGCUAUGGAUCCAUUUUAUGCUGAUCAAAGAUGAUAUUGCGGACAGCGAUCCAGUCUACGAAAGGUACAGUCUGAGCGACUUUCAAAACAUUAUUGUAUCAUAUGGUCAUACAAGAUUCACUAAUUACUAUUCGCAAGUAUUAAUCUUGAGUGGUCUUUAUGAAUUAGCGGUUGAGUAUGCCUACUCCAUCAGUGAGAUUGAUGCUGUUCACCUAGCAAUUGUCAUGGCUAACCAGGGUCUGUUAAAAGUCGAUAAUGAUCGCUCUAGCAGUAGUGGAACUGAUUUCAUCACAGUUAAGAGCAACCAGAGGAAAAUUAAUUUCGCCAAAGUUUUGGGCAAUUACACAAGGUCGUUCAAAUAUUCCGAUCCAAGGAUUGCAGCCGAAUAUUUGAUAUUAAUAGCGUUGGUUGCCACACCAGAACAAGUAGAAUUAUGCCACGAAGCACUAAGAGAACUUGUUCUAGAAACAAAAGAAUUCACGAUUUUACUGGGCAAAAUCAACAGAGAUGGUACAAGAAUACCUGGUGUUUUAGAAGAACGUCAAUCCCUAUUACAUCUAAAAGAUGAGAAAGAAUUUCUGCGUAAGAUUACUGAACAUGCAGCCUUGAAAGCCGAUGAAGACGGUAGAGUUUAUGAUUGUUUGUUGUUAUACCAACUAUCCGAAGAGUACAACAUUGUGAUCACCAUUGUCAACAGUUUACUAAGCGAUCUACUCAGUAACACCGAUUUGGAUCAACCGCUGGUAACUAUGGAUGAAAACAAUGAGACAAACCCCGUACUAAUAGCGAAGAAAAUUGUUUGCAUUUACAUUGAGAAUCUAGAAAUUUCGCAAAAAGUUCAAACAAAGAACAAGGAAACAUGUAUUAUAUUAUUAAAGCUUGCUGACGCCAGAAGAGCAUAUCAAGCAAAGCAAUGGGAGACUACUUUGGCGCAAAUUGAAGAACUAGAUUUAUUGCCCUUCUCAGAUGAAGUUUCAGCAAGGAGGAAAGCUCAAGAUUUUACUGCCCUCAACGAAAAUAUUGUCAAGAAUAUCCCCACUUUACUCGUCAUGGUAAUGAGUUGUAUUUCACAGUUAAUCGCUGGGCUUAACCAAAGUGACUACCAAUCCGUCACAAAGGCACAACAGGUGGAAGCACUAAAAAAUGUUUCGAGGAAUUGCAUGAUGUACGCCGGUAUGGUUCAAUACAAGAUGCCCAGGGAGACCUACAGCGCAUUGAUAAGAUUAGAUAUUGAUUGUAAAGUAUGA